AUACUUUUAAAAUUGUUAUAGAUCAUUAUCAUAUUCAACGUCAUCCGAUCAGGAGUAAAACUAAUAAAUAAAAGGAAAUAAAGAUGUUGAUGAAAGCAACAUGCUUUGUAGCUAUUUUCUGUAUUUUGCUUCAAUACACGGUAGCAGACAGAAAACGAUGUUUCUGCAAAGCUGUAGCAGCCGACAAUCACAAUAAUGUCUUACACGAUUUUGGAACUAUCGCCGAACAUCGUAACUGGUUAUCUGUUGGUUGCAGACGACUUCAUGGCUGUUCCAGUAAAUGUGACCAGAAAGUAAAAGAAUGGGUAUGCGCCCACCAAGCUGAGUGCAAAGCAAAAGCUAAAGGAAAGCACGUGGUGCCUUAUUACCAAGCAAGUGUAUGUGGCAAAGGCGCGGGUAAUAAUUCAAGACCUUGUGAAUGUAAUGACGGAGGUUUUGACAAAGCUAGAAGAUGUCAGUUGCAAUGUAUCUCAAAAUUGUUUAACCAGGGACAUACUGCAUUUUUAACAUGCUUUAAUCGAUGCAUUGCAUAAUCAUAAUCAUUGCAUAAUUUGUUUCAGUUGUUUUUGAUUCAGAUAUUAUUUCAAAAUAUUUGAAGCAUAUGUUCUAAAUACAUGUGACGAUUGGUAAAUAUAUUUUGACAGAUGUUUACACCAGCUUUUGUAUGCAGAUUGUUACAAAUUCGAAGAGAAUUUACAGUCGGAAAAAACAUUCAAUUUUGUUACAAUAUAUUGAUUUCUUGAACUUACUUUUCUCUGCUAAUACCACAGGCGCUUGUCCAUUUAUAUGGUAAAUGACAUCUUUGUUUUCCCCAUUUGUCGUAAAGUUAUAUACAAUGUACAAUGUAUAUACUUGUACUUUUGUCAAUCUAAACAACAUAUUGAAAACAAAUACUAUUCUCUCAAAUACAAUUCCUGCCUAGUUCUACGUAGUUCAUAUUACUGUGCAGCCAAUAUAUUUUUUCAUGUGUAAACAUAACCAUGUGACAUGAUAUAUUGUAUUA
Messenger RNA from Ruditapes philippinarum (Manila clam), 1003 nucleotides. RefSeq lists its product as uncharacterized. The transcript has 2 exons. The record is from RefSeq and is a predicted model, not a curated record. NCBI's taxonomy places the organism in Eukaryota, Metazoa, Mollusca, Bivalvia, Venerida, Veneridae. Bases 84 to 533 code for a protein of 149 amino acids.